Messenger RNA from Peronospora farinosa, 1050 nucleotides. The record is from the annotation of a GenBank genome assembly. Lineage: Eukaryota; Oomycota; Peronosporomycetes; Peronosporales; Peronosporaceae.
AUGGCAAAGCUCAAGGGAGGAGCACCUUCGGGGGGCGGCCGGACAAUGAGCUCCAUGCGCUUGAUGCAGAUGGCACUGGCCACUACUAUUCUCUUGUCCUUGACCUACAUGUUUCAAUUCGCGUCUGUGAGCGUCUCUUUUCGCUCAAUAAAAGACUUAGAGAAUUCAAAGCAUGAUGGACUACUGCGUAACCACGUGCUCGGCCACUCUGUGCUGUAUCUACAGGGCUUUGAAGCAGGGUCUAAAUUCGUGAGUGAGUAUGACGUGGAGGCACAUGGGCCGCUGUAUAUCCUCUUUAUGAGUGAUGCAAACGAGAAUGGCAGGUACUGGUGCCCGGACUGUGAGCGAGCCAAGAAGCCCGUGAUGGACACCUUUUUGCGUGCCCCACGAGGCUCUCGACUCGUUGAGAUCCGUGUGGGCCCGCACUCUUAUUGGAAAGAUGAGAUGAAUGAGUUUCGACAGAAUGGGCUCUUUUACUUGGACUUUAUCCCCACACUCAUGCGGUACGAAGGAGGUGGCAAUUCAUCCACGAUGCUCACUGAGUCUUUCUGCACAGACACGGCGUUGCUCGACUAUGCCUUUAAAGUGAAGAAACCGUUGGCUGGAGAGCCGAACAAGAACAAGGUGCUGACCAUGCACUCGCCGAGAGAGGUGAUUGAUUACCUAGGAACCUAUGACAAUAGUUACCCGCUUUUCCUAUUCUUUGUCUCUGGAUACCACGAAUUCAAUGGAAGAAUGUGGUGCCCGUACUGCGACCGUGCAGAUGUGGUGGUGAUGCAUUACUACAACUACACGGCGCCAGACAAUGCCAUCAUGGUACGGGUGACGGUCGCUAACACGUACAAGGAGUGGAAGAAGCCAAUGAACCCGUUCAAGCUGCGCGAGUUCCAGGACGUGGUGCCUAUGCGAGGUGUGCCGUUUAUCGGCUAUGUCAGGAAGGACGUUCUUGCUAACAAGAUUGACGUGCACCAGUUCACGCUAGACUACUCGGAGACCGAAGAGCUGCAGACAUUUUUCAAAAACAAGUCUCGGACAGCACAACUUAAUUAG